Messenger RNA from Zeugodacus cucurbitae (melon fly), 1001 nucleotides. It is a transcript of the gene Orc6, whose product is annotated as origin recognition complex subunit 6. The transcript is spliced from 3 exons. The coding region runs from base 88 to 888 and encodes 266 amino acids. Gene Ontology annotation, cellular component: nuclear origin of replication recognition complex. The record is from RefSeq and is a predicted model, not a curated record. Gene Ontology annotation, biological process: DNA replication initiation; DNA replication. Gene Ontology annotation, molecular function: DNA binding. Lineage: Eukaryota; Metazoa; Arthropoda; Insecta; Diptera; Tephritidae.
AUUAUCAUAACUUGUUUUUAUAUCCAUAUUUGUUUACAACAGCAAUUUAUUUAAACAAAACAAAACGUUACGAAUAAAGCCAAUGUCAUGGCCACUUUAAUUGAACAAAUGCUUACUAAAAUGGGACUGCGGGAUGAGUCCGGGAUGCAAAGCAAAACAUUGGAAUUGUUGCGUAUUCUAGAGUUACGUUCUGCUAAUGCGCCCCUACAGCUAAAUGAAUACGCAAAGACAGUGCUCUGCGCGGACAUCGCGACCACAGUAUUGGGUAUCGCUUGUGAUAUGGAACAAAAUGUUAAACUUUCAACUUUGCGCAAAUCACAUUACAUAAAACACAAACGGAUAAUUGAAAAAAUCCUAGAUGUAAAUAAAAUCGUCGGCGUCAGUGACAUAUGUGUACAAUUAAGUAUGACCGAAGCUUCGCAAAAGGCUACAGAACUAUUAGAAUUGUAUAAGACAAUUAUGGCGAAAGAAAGCGCUAAUGAUGAAAAUGAUCUAAUUCACCCUCAAUAUGCAGCCAUGGCGGUUUUUCAAGCUGCCAAAAUAUUAAAACAAAAAUGUUCGAAACCGAAAAUAAUGAGUUUUAGUAAUUUGCGUCCAACUCAAUGGCAGCAACUUGAACUACGAUGGAACAAAUUUUUAACCAAACAUUAUAAAGAAACAACUGAUAAAAAAUCGAAGCUUCGCGUUGAAGAAGCCGAAAAUAAUAUAGAGAUUUCGAAAUCGCAAAGUUGCGUAGAAAGUGUAAAACGUUUAACAUCUUCUGUUGAAGAUUAUGAUAAAUGGAAGAAGCGAAUUUUGGAAAAGGCUGAGGCGCAAUUAAGAUGCCAACUAAAUGAACAAGAAGAUGAAAACGGAAUUGAUAAAGAGAAUCUAAUUUUGGGAAUGUAGAAAAUAAAAGAAAAAUUAUUUUAUUUAGAUUUGUAGUUAUAUUUAUAUUUCUAAGAAUUGAAAUAAACAUAUGUUAUUGUAAAAAUUUUGAAAAUAUAAUUACUAAGCAUUGA